Messenger RNA from Theileria equi strain WA, 387 nucleotides. RefSeq lists its product as hypothetical. The record is from RefSeq and is a predicted model, not a curated record. The transcript is spliced from 3 exons. Lineage: Eukaryota; Apicomplexa; Aconoidasida; Piroplasmida; Theileriidae. The coding region runs from base 1 to 387 and encodes 128 amino acids.
AUGCCAACAAGUUUGGAGACUGAAGAUAGAAGUGAACUAGCCUAUCCAUACCUUAAUGUAUACUAUAAUCUUGAUCCGAAGGAUUGGAAUCAUAUAGUUGAUGAUCAAAACAAGCUUAUAAAGCUUAAAAAAAGACUUUCACUCAUCAGGCGUAAACUAUCUCUAGAUAAGAAUCGCAUACAAAAUUUAAUGGGUACAGAACGUAAUCUAAUGAUAAAUUCCAAGGCUAGCCUCCUUAGAAGAGCGAUACACAGAAAUAUAGUAAAAGAUGAAAACGAUUCUUGCGAUAAAUUAAGGGUCACCAAUAGUAGUAUCGAAGGAACUGAGCCAUAUGUAAAAACAUAUGAACCAUACUACUAUCACUUAUUGGCAUCACAAUUGAAUUAA